Messenger RNA from Aquila chrysaetos chrysaetos, 3440 nucleotides. It is a transcript of the gene NUSAP1, whose product is annotated as nucleolar and spindle associated protein 1. Gene Ontology annotation, biological process: mitotic cytokinesis; mitotic chromosome condensation; establishment of mitotic spindle localization. NCBI's taxonomy places the organism in Eukaryota, Metazoa, Chordata, Aves, Accipitriformes, Accipitridae. Gene Ontology annotation, cellular component: microtubule; mitotic spindle; nucleolus. The record is from RefSeq and is a predicted model, not a curated record. The transcript has 12 exons. The coding region runs from base 78 to 1550 and encodes 490 amino acids. Gene Ontology annotation, molecular function: microtubule binding.
GGGGGCGGGGCGCGCGUCGUAUCGGUUGAGCGCGAGAUUCGAAGUGCGGCGGUUGGUGGCUGUGAGGCGGCGCCGCCAUGGCGCUCUCUUCGCUCCAGCAGCUGGAGUCGCUGAAAUACGUCGAGCUCCAGCGGAUCGCAAAGUCCGCCGGCCUGAAGGCCAACCUCCGGGCAGACAAAUUGUUGAAAGCACUGAAGCAACACUUUCGUGGAACAAAACAAGAAAAUGAAAAUAUGGACUCUGAAAAAAGUGCAUCUGCUUCCAUCGAAUCGGAUGAAAUGAGCAAUCAAGAGAAAAUCAUGCCUGAUUCAGUGUGUUUUAUUACAAAAAGACGUGGUAAAAAGAAAAUAACAAGAAAAAAGAGGAACUCCAAUGAAGAAAUUAAUACCAGCAGAGAAAAUACAGGGCUUUCUGAUGAGAAAGAGGAGCAUUCUGACAUGAAAGAAAACGAAGUGCCUGAGGGUGAGCAUGAAAAGGGACAGAAGGUAUUCCAAAAUAAGGAAAAAGUAACUAAAAAGACAGCUAUUGAGAAUCCGGGGACGGGUACUGGUCAGAAAGAACAACUAGAGAAGACUUCUACUAAAAGUAGUGGAGGUGAAUGUGGUGCUCAUCAUGCAGAAGGGAAGAUCCCUUCAUAUGUAGGCUGUGCAUCUAGGUCUGGGAAAACAGGAAUGAAGGCUACUACACCAAACUUUAAAAAGUUGCACGAGGCUCACUUCAAGAAAAUGGAAUCUAUUGCUGACUACCUUGAGAGGAAAAAGAAAAUUAUUGAAAACUGCAGCAGUUCUCUCAACGAAGUCAAGGUGCUAGCCAAGAAAUCGAAUCCCUUAAGAGCACCCGAAAAAGGCACUCCACAUAACAAUUCUAAGAAACAAACCAGUGGCAAAACAUUUUUAUUCAGCCCAAAUUCAGAAAGAGGCAGAUUCUCCGCCACCUGCACUCCUAAUAACAUCCGGCGCUCACCACGCAGUUGUCUGAAUGCUGCCAAUCGGAGUAUUUUAUCUAGGAAAUCCUCAUUUAACCCUGUCCUUUCAACAACCAAAAUGAAUGUCAGGUUCUCAGAAGCCACAAAAGAUAAUGAACAUAAACGCUCUCUUACCAAGACUCCAUCUAGAAUGUCUCCAUACUUGGAGAUCUGCACACCUGAGAACCAAAAGAGCUGCAACCUAAUGAGUCAUAAUAACAGCAAGGGAAAUGCAAGAAAUAAUGAUCUGACUGCAUCAAAGGGCAAAGUGGAUGUUAUCACCCCCUUCAAGUUUGCAGCUCACGCUGCAGAACCCACAAGCACAAAGAAGACGUUUGACCUCAAAGCAAGUCUCUCAAGGCCCCUUCGGUAUCAGCCACACAAAGGACGACUAAAGCCUUGGGGAGAAUUUAAAGAAAAUACCGUCCUAAAUAAGUCUGCCGGUAGCAACAUCUCUUCAUGUAAGAAAGGUUACAAACAGCCGCAUCUCCAGACAAGGGAAGAAAGGCGUGAGAAACAUGAGCAAGAGAGAAAAAAGAAAAAGGCUCAGGCUCUCGGAAACCGUAGAGGACUAUCUGUGGAUUAGGAGGAAUAAGAAAUAUCUAAGAAAUCACUGUAAAUAUUGUUCCUGUCUUGUAAAUAUUUGUGCUGUCUGUGUAUGGUUCAGGUUGCUAUUAGCUAGUGGAAUCCGGAGAGCAUUGAAUGAGACCUUACAAUGCAUCUGAGCGUAGUGUUUUAGUCAUCAGCUUCCCCGACGAGAUGAGUUCUGAACUUCUAGGAGCUUAGAACUAUCUCUAGUUGCUUAUUAGUGUUUUCAUUUAACUAACUCAUUUAACUAAAUGAUGUUAAAGGAGAAAAUGUAAGUGGAAAAACGAUGCUCAAGAAGCCUCCUUGCAACUUAGGACAGACUUCUCCACCAGAAUGCAUUUGUUACCCACUAGGAUGGACAGAUAGCAAGCUUCAAAAUGUUCCACUGGUAAAUUACAGGAGCUGGAGAUGUCUGCUUGCCUUGUUCUCCAGAUCAGUCCUUAAAUUCUGUAACAACAGUUGCAGCACUUAUUCAGCAUUUCUAAUUGCAUGCCUAUGAAGUAGCAGGGAAGCUCCAAGAGAAGAAAAAAUACGCAAGCUCUCUGGAAAACUAAAAGCGUACAGCAAAAUAUAAUUAUAAAAUACUGUAUUUUUAAAAAGCCACAACUGAAAAGUGGCUUUACAAAUUGCCAGCUGGAUGCUUUGAACAGUUAGGGUUGUUUUGUUCCUUUCUAUGGUAAAUAGCAGAUGUUAACAAAAUUCUUAUGCUUUUCAUCUCUAUGAUGCUUAAAAGAGGUUACAGUAGUGUUGAGGCACAUUCAAUACCUUAGAUUUAAAAGCUGUUGUUAUUGUUACUUUUAAAAAAUACGCAGAAAAUCUUUCUGGAUUUAUUAUGGAUGGAGCUGGAAAGGUAAUUUAGCAGUUGUAAUCUCAGCUAGAAUUUUGAGCAGAUAAUUGUUUCAGUGAAUUUAGUGUCCUAUCAAAUAUAUGCACUUAUAUCAAGUGUCAAGAACAAGCAAUUCUUUUUUUAUAAACUUAAUGGGGGAAAUAAAUAUUUUGUAUAUACCCUGUUUAUCACUGGUUAUCUCAUCUAGUGUACUAUGUAUAACUACAUCCUUAGUGUAGCACUAGUUUUGCUCACACUUGUAUUUACUACUCUGUGUCUUUUUUUGUGACUAGCUUUCCUUGCCGAUUAGCCUGCCUACCGCUUUAUGAAAGCACGUUUGUUCUGGUAUCUUUAGAAACGAUAACCAUCACCCCUCUUCUGCUCUUAAGCUAUUUAAUUCUGUGCAAGAGGAAAAUGAUAGUACAAGGCACUGCUUCAGGUUGCUUUAUUGUGGCCUCUUCCAUAUAAAAUACAGGAACAUUUAUUAUUUGUAAAGCACACUUAAACAAGGUCACUGUGGUGGAGGUCAGUCUAAUCAAAGCACUAAGUUUGUGACAGCUGAAAUGAAACCAUUCAGCACUUGUUCUUUUAAGUGUUUCUUAAAUUACCAAAAAGUGGACUUCUCGGAAAAAGGGAGGUGUUGAGCUUCUAUGCCACCAGCUGAGACUGUGACUUCUUCCAGUACAGCUGAGUUAAGCUAAUUGCACACAGCAGAAGUGUGAUCUGAUCUGCCCUGUAAUGGUGCUGAUUAAGCUGAGCUGUGCCUCCUCAGGGAGCAGACAGCAAUGGUGGUUUCCCCCUAACCCACCCUUGGAGCAUUACUACUUCUGUUCAACACCCUUCGCUCUAUAAAGCUGUAGGACUAUCAUCAACAGCUCUAAACUAAAAGCCAAGCCCGCUGCAUAGCUACUGUUUCAAUCUUGGCAGCGGCAGCUUUUUCUUUUUUUAGUUAUUCAGAGGAGCCAAAGCUAAAGGUUGAAAUACUUCUGCCUUUUCCACUUCUGGUGCUGCUCUGUGUAAAUUUCAGCAGCUGAGUCACACUUAAGCACCAUUCCUCAGGGU